Messenger RNA from Pichia membranifaciens NRRL Y-2026, 1075 nucleotides. RefSeq lists its product as hypothetical. Gene Ontology annotation, molecular function: oxidoreductase activity. The record is from RefSeq and is a predicted model, not a curated record. The transcript has a single exon. Gene Ontology annotation, cellular component: endoplasmic reticulum; plasma membrane. Bases 31 to 963 code for a protein of 310 amino acids. NCBI's taxonomy places the organism in Eukaryota, Fungi, Ascomycota, Pichiomycetes, Pichiales, Pichiaceae.
AAUCUAUCCAGUGAAUAUAUAUUGUUUGAGAUGUCGGAUAACAAGAAGCUUGAAGGACAGGAUUUACUCAAAACCCCACUACACGGGAUUUACAUUCCCACUAUUUUGUGUAUUGUCGGUACAGCUAUUGUCAAUUAUGAUUAUGUGCCAUACAUGAUUGCACUUUUAGCCUUAUUCUUUGGUUACCAUAUUUUGCGUGUUAAGACACAAAGGCCUGCAUUGUCUUCCUCCAAAUUCCAGGAUUAUGAGCUCAUCGAUAAAACUGUCAUCUCAAAGAAUACAGCCAUUUAUAGAUUCAAACUUGAUCAUGAUUACGAUCAGUUAAGAAUCCCAGUAGGCCAUCACCUUGCCUGUAAGGUGAACGUUGGUGGAAAGGACGAGAUCAGAUACUACACUCCAAUUUCCAACCAGUUUGAUGAGGGAUUUUUCGACAUAAUUGUUAAAUCAUACAAAGAUGGUACUGUUUCUAAAUAUUUUGCCACGCUAAAUCCGGGGGCCAAAGUGCUCUUCAAGGGGCCAGUUGGUAGAAUGUCAUACAAAUCGAACAUGGCUGAUAGAAUUGUAAUGAUUGCCGGUGGUUCGGGCAUAACCCCGAUGUUGGCAGUUUUAGGUUCUAUAAUAACCUCUCCUGAGGAUAAAACGACCGUGAAAUUGUUGUUUGCUAACGAGACAGAAAAUGACAUUUUACUAAGAGAAGAAUUGGACGAGUAUGUCAAGGAAUACCCGGGUUUUGAUUUGAGGUACUUUUUAAAUCAUCCGCCAGCUGCUUGGAAUGAUGGGUAUAAGGGGAUUAUUACUGAAGAAGUAUUGAAAAAAGAGCUACCUAGUCCAAAUGCUAACACCAAGAUCUUUAUUUGCGGUCCUAUGGACAUGAAGAAACAAAUGUUGGAAGCUCUGGAAAACCUCGGAUGGCCAAAGGGCACUCUUCAGUCCAAACAAGAUGACCAGGUUUUCUGUUUCUAAAAAAGUUAACUCUAUGUAGUGCUUACCAAAUAUUAUACUCUACUCUGUAGAUUUAUAGAAUUAUGAUUACAUUAGUGCGUAUAAUGAAUGCGUUAGGCGGAGAGAAGGAGAG